Molecule: messenger RNA, 2320 nt
Organism: Triplophysa dalaica
Lineage: Eukaryota; Metazoa; Chordata; Actinopteri; Cypriniformes; Nemacheilidae
Gene: poc1a
Product: POC1 centriolar protein A
Exons: 11
Coding region: 362-1717 (451 amino acids)
Biological process (GO): cilium assembly
Cellular component (GO): ciliary basal body; centriole
Molecular function (GO): protein binding
Source: RefSeq, a predicted model, not a curated record
CGGAAGACGCGCAUGCGCCGACCGCGGCGGGUAAAAUGAAAGACGUUAACGACUGGUCUACAGUCCAUAGCAACCGAUUAGCUUCUAUACACCGGAAUAAACGGACGAACAAAGAUGCAGACUGGUGUUUAACAAUUAUUUUAUCUUAGUUGACGAACACUUACCCUGGAAAUGCUCACUUUACAGACUUAAAGUUUAGCUAGCGUGUCUUCUUACAUGUAAACAAACAGACUCUGAAGGACCUGUAGUAAUAAUCCUACUUUUCAACAGUUUUCUUUAUAAAUUAACGUGAAGUUUUCAUUGACUAAGUGUACCUUUACGGAGACUUUCUAAACCUUUCGAGAGGUGUUAUCGUCUGACAAUGAGCUCUGUCCUGGAUGAUCCGACCCUUGAGAGACAUUUUAAGGGUCACAGAGAUGUCAUCACAAGUGUGGAUUUGAACUCUAAUAUGAAACAAAUAGCCACUGGCUCUUUGGACUCAUGUAUCAUGAUCUGGAACAUGAAGCCUCAGAUGAGGGCGUAUAGGUUUGUGGGACAUACAGAUGCUGUGAUGUCCGUUCAGUUCUCACCCUCUGGUCAUCUGGUGGCUUCUGCAUCCAGAGACAAAACGGUCCGGCUCUGGGUUCCCAGUGUGAAGGGGGAAUCCACAGUAUUCCGAGCCCAUACUGGAACGGUACGCAGUGUUAACUUUUCAAAUGACGGCCAGACCCUUGUCACCUCAUCUGAUGACAAAACCAUCAAAGUCUGGACUGUUCAUCGGCAAAAGUUUCUCUUCUCCCUAAACCAACAUAUCAACUGGGUUCGCUGUGCCAAGUUCUCACCUGAUGGCCGGCUGAUCGUUUCUGCCAGUGAUGAUAAAACAGUAAAACUGUGGGAUAAGAACAGCAGAGAAUGCAUCCAUUCGUUCUGUGAGCACGGCGGAUAUGUGAACUAUGCUGACUUUCACCCGAGCGGCACCUGCAUCGCGGCCGCUGGCACAGACAACACGGUGAAAGUCUGGGACAUUCGAACCCACAAACUCCUGCAGCACUAUCAAGUUCACAGUGGUGCGGUGAACGGACUGUCCUUCCAUCCGUCUGGAAAUUACCUCAUCACAGCCUCCAACGACUCCACACUCAAGAUUCUGGACCUGCUGGAGGGCCGACUGCUUUACACCUUACACGGUCAUCAGGGUUCUGCCACCUGUGUUGCUUUCUCAAGGACUGGAGACUACUUUGCCUCCGGUGGUUCGGAUGAGCAGGUGAUGGUGUGGAGGACUAACUUUGACAGCGUGGAUUACAGUGAAGUGCUGGAGCAGAAAUGCACUCGUUCAGAGCCUCGAAGUCGUAACUCCAAAACUUCAGUUGACAACUCCAGAACCCAAACAACACAGUUUAAGGUGUCAGAUGGUAUUGGGAGAUCUCAUGACUUUGACUCGCACGAGAGUGGCAGCAGAAGCCUCGAUCAGCCCACCCAGAUCUUCUAUGAACCUCGCAUUGAGUCUCCAUCUCCGUCAUAUACCCAACAACAUCAGCAGCAGCUGAAGCAGACUGAAAGAGACAGCGUCCCUGCGGUGCUGGCUAACACCCUCCAGCACAUCGUAGGACAACUGGAUGUGCUCACACAGACGGUGGCCAUUUUGGAGCAGCGUCUGACACUCACAGAAGAUAAACUAAAGGAGUGUAUCGAGAACCAACACAAGAUCAGCUCUCAACAGCGGUCCAACUCUGACAACUGACCCAGCAGUCUACCUCUCACCUUCCAUCUUCAACAUUCAAAGUCUACGAUUCAACAGUAUCCCAAAUCAACCAUUUGUUGUGUUACAGAUCGUCAUCAAUGUGUUGACACAAGUAAAUAAAACAAACAAUAAUUUAUUAUUAUUACUAUGUGGGUGCAGAUGGUUUUGUGCUACGAGAUCCAGAUUUUUGCAUUGUGUAGCAGUGUUUAUCUGGAGAAUUGUGCUGAGGGUGGAUUGGUUUCUGCGGAGUACGUCGUCCUGCUGGUGUAGAAAGCAGUGGAAGGCAUCUAGUUUACUGUAAUACAAUCCAUCCUUAAAAUCACACACUGGAGUUUAGUCCUCUGUUCUGAUAAGAGAAUCAUCUCGAUCUUAACCUUUCUGUUCCUUGUGAGAGCUAAACUGUGUAUAAUCUGUUUUGAUGUUGUGUCGUUGGGUCUGUAGCAUUUUCUUUAUGUAGCUGCAGUGAAUGCUUUUUUUGUUGUUGUUUAGUUAAGCUUUCAUGAGCUUUAGGAGUUCUCACACUGUGCGUAGUUUAGGCACAGAUUUGUAUAAUUUUUUUUGUUUUUCAAAGAAAAAUACAAUUUUAAUAAAAUGUGUAUUUAA